GCUUUACUUGAGAAAAAUCCGUCCAUCGUUCAAGCAACAGAUAAAUAGCUACUUUCAGAGACAAAUCCAUCAACAAAUGGCAGAGGAAGACAGAGGUGACCACAGGUGCUGCUGCUAUUAAAAGCAAACUGCAUGCUUUUAAUCAGAAUAUUAGGGAACAAGUUGCUUCUUAUAUGAGAGAUCCAAGCAGGGUGGUUAGGCAGAUGCAGAUGAGGAAAUCAGCAGUUUCUGUAUUUGGCGCUGUUCCUGAGGAGAAAAAUACUGCAAAGGGGGAGGAGACACAAUCCGAAGCUGGUGCACAAGCUGACGGUGACCCUGAACUUUUGGAUGACUCUGAGUUUUACCAGCAGUUACUGAGAGAAUUUUUUGAGACAAUUGACCCAGCAUCUUCUGGUAAAAUUAUUAGGGCAUCUCAUACGGAAUACAUGAUUGCAUUUGAAUGUGAUAUACUGUUUAUCCAAGUCUAUUGGCGUUUCGGUAAAUCAAAACACGGUCAGAUUGCAUUUAAAAAUUGUGGCUUUUGAAAUUGUUUAUGAUUGUAUACGCCCAAGUGAUGCCGGAUAUCCUUGUUAAUUUUCUGUUGCAUGAGGUCGUAAGCAAUCAGUGGCAGGGAAAAAAAAUUUCGUAACGCUAAUGCCAUAAUGUACACAAUA
This is a messenger RNA of Pyrus x bretschneideri (Chinese white pear), 653 nucleotides long. Its product is annotated as protein AATF-like. NCBI's taxonomy places the organism in Eukaryota, Viridiplantae, Streptophyta, Magnoliopsida, Rosales, Rosaceae. Gene Ontology annotation, cellular component: nucleolus. The transcript has 5 exons. The record is from RefSeq and is a predicted model, not a curated record. The coding region runs from base 174 to 524 and encodes 116 amino acids.